AUGAGAGAAAAACAGCAAGUAAAUAUGUUCCAAACAGAGCCGGAGAGAGCAAACCCAGCUGAAACUGGACCGAAGAGGAAACGAGAGUCUGAAAGAAGUGAGAGAGUGAGGGAGAGGAUGAAGAGAGGAAGCAUCUUGUCCAGCAGAAGUCUAGAGAUGAGUGAAAAAAAAACACAUUCAGCGGCUGCUCCAGAUGGCGGAUGGGGCUGGAUGAUCGUGGCUGGAUGUUUCCUCACCACCGUUUGCACACGUGCAGUCACUAGGUGUGUUUCUAUAUUUUUUGUGGAAUUCCAGUCAUACUUUUCCAGAGAUUAUUCUGCAACUGCAUGGAUACACUCUUUGAUGGACUGCACCACAAUGUUGUGUGCUCCAUUGGGUAGUUAUAUAGGGAACCGCCUCUCUUCUCGUAUAGCUAUCAUGAUUGGUGGGCUUCUUUCCUCUGCCGGCCUACUGCUCAGCUCACUGGCCGCCAGCGUGGAGUUCCUGUAUCUUACACUUGGUGUUCUUACAGGUGUGGGAUUUGCCCUCAGCUACACUCCUGCAAUUGCUAUGGUGGGUUCUUACUUCAGCGAGAGAAAAGCGCUGGCUUACGGGAUCGCCAUGUCAGGCAGCAGCAUCGGAACUUUCAUACUGGCACCCUCUGUCCAACUCCUCAUUGAGUUCUUCUCCUGGAGGGGUGCGCUGCUCAUUCUGGGGGGUUUGGUGUCCCACCUGUGUGUCUGUGGAGCCCUUAUGAGGCCUUUGGAAGGCAAAAGAGGGAGACAGAAAGAGAUGGACUUGGAGAGUGGCAAAAAGGUUGAUUUCCUAAAUGUGAAACUUGCUGAUGCAAGGCACAAUAUGGAAGUGAGUGCGCAGAAACAGAGAUCAGUGGAAGUAAAACAGAUGAACACAGACAAGCGAGGGAAAAAUGAACAUGCUGAGAAUAUGCAGAGUGAUCUAACAGUACAGAUAGACAUAGACGAGUCAAAGCCCUCUGAUGCAAAGCAAACACACUCCGAUGUGGAAAUAAACUAUAGACAGGAUCUCUCAGAAGACUCAGAGACUGUGAACAGAAGCACAGAUGAAUGGGACAAAGAAUCAAAGCCAAAGUGCUCAGACACAGACAUCUCAAUCUCAGCUUUAAUACAAUUAGGUGACUUGCCUUUGGACUGUUUGCCCACCAACCAGGAGGACACAACUAUCCCAGAAUCAAAAUCCAAAGCAAACACUAACCACAAUUCGUUGGCACAGUUAAAAGUGGCAAACACAAAAUUACUGAAGGUGUCCAGGGACAAUGUAAGGAAAACAGUAUUGAGAGAAUAUUCCUUCCUGUUGAUACCAGACUUCUUGUUACUGUUGGUGUCCUUCCUGUUCCUUGCAUAUGGUUGCAGUGUGCCAUUUGUGUAUCUUGUGCCAUAUUCCCUGAGUUCAGGCGUCAGCCCUCAACAGGCAGCAUUACUCAUGUCCAUACUUGGAGUGUCAGGGAUUGUCGGUACAACCACUUUUGGAUGGAUUGCAGAUAGAAAGUGUUUGAGGCCAUAUAGGGUGGUGAGUUACAUGCUGGCUGUGGGGUCAGAAGGGCUGAGUUGUCUCUUUCUGCCUCUGCUGAAUGUUUUUUCCCUGCUCGUCCCCUUUUCUCUCGUCUAUGGCUACUUUGAUGGAGCUUACGUGGCACUUAUUCCUGUGGUGACCUCUGACACUGUCAGCUCCACCCACCUGACCUCAGCUCUGGGAGUUGUUUACUUUCUUCACGCCAUCCCCUACCUCAUCAGCCCACCUAUUGGAGGUUGGCUAGUGGAUCAGACAGGCUCCUACACAGCUACGUUCUUUCUCAGUGGAGUCUCUCUGAUCUGCAGUGCUGUGAUUCUGGCUGCUGUGAGAGUGAUCAUCCGCUGCCCUAGAGGGAGCUCUUGCUUAAACUGACUCACAACCAGGUACACGGGAGAUUCCUAAAGCAGUAGAAAAAUUCCAUUGCUGUCAAGAAACAUGAAACUGCCUCCAGGAGUUAAAAAGUGUUAUAAUAAGAGUUUUAUGUGUCCCUGAUCCGAAGCUCUCAUCAGUCAGAUCGAUUGCCACAAAUACAAGCUCUUUUAUAGCAUUAAUGGACAUAGAACUGACCAAAAGAACACUGCUCUA
Messenger RNA from Sinocyclocheilus anshuiensis, 2115 nucleotides. RefSeq names its product monocarboxylate transporter 12-like. The transcript is spliced from 6 exons. Gene Ontology annotation, molecular function: transmembrane transporter activity. NCBI's taxonomy places the organism in Eukaryota, Metazoa, Chordata, Actinopteri, Cypriniformes, Cyprinidae. Gene Ontology annotation, biological process: creatine transmembrane transport. The coding region runs from base 1 to 1902 and encodes 633 amino acids. The record is from RefSeq and is a predicted model, not a curated record.